UACGGUUACAUUAAUAUCGCACGUGCCGCUUAUAGUGAUUGUUUUUCUCGGAUUUCUUUGCUAACAUGGAUGUUUUUAGCAAUUGCGCGGGUUUUUGUCCCUCCUGUGGCUCCAUUCUGCCCGAGCUGCAAGUCAAGGGCAAUGUGAUAUGCUACAACUGCAGGAAGGAGUUUCAGCCAGAUGUGUAUAGUGGCGAGAAAUCAGAAUUUACAAUCCAUUUUAACACCUACGAUCCCACCAAGGUGUUCAAUAGGACUAAACGUGAGUCGGAGUCAUCGGAGGCGGAUGGACCCGUCGUAGACAGGAAGUGUCCCAAGUGCAACCACGACAAGAUGUCCUACGCAACCCUGCAACUACGAUCGGCGGAUGAAGGUCAAACGGUGUUCUUCACUUGUCUCAAGUGCAAAUUCAAAGAAUCGGAAAACUCUUAGAUGCUAACAAUACUAUUGUAAAUAAUGUUAAAACUAGUGAAAGUAGUCGUGUUCGACGGCCUGGAAAAUAUAGAAUAUAAAAUAUUUACUUAUAAAA
Drosophila eugracilis is the source of this 528-nucleotide messenger RNA. It is a transcript of the gene RpI12, whose product is annotated as DNA-directed RNA polymerase I subunit RPA12. The transcript is spliced from 3 exons. Gene Ontology annotation, molecular function: nucleic acid binding; DNA-directed RNA polymerase activity; zinc ion binding. Bases 66 to 431 code for a protein of 121 amino acids. The record is from RefSeq and is a predicted model, not a curated record. Gene Ontology annotation, biological process: termination of RNA polymerase I transcription; DNA-templated transcription. NCBI's taxonomy places the organism in Eukaryota, Metazoa, Arthropoda, Insecta, Diptera, Drosophilidae. Gene Ontology annotation, cellular component: RNA polymerase I complex.